Phlebotomus argentipes is the source of this 879-nucleotide messenger RNA. RefSeq names its product juvenile hormone acid O-methyltransferase (gene jhamt). NCBI's taxonomy places the organism in Eukaryota, Metazoa, Arthropoda, Insecta, Diptera, Psychodidae. The transcript is spliced from 3 exons. Bases 16 to 828 code for a protein of 270 amino acids. The record is from RefSeq and is a predicted model, not a curated record.
UGUGGUCAGUCAGUGAUGAACAAGGCAUAUCUGUACCAGAAAUCCAACAGUCUGCAGCGCAGGGAUGCGAAAGAGAUCUUGAAAGAGUUUGGGCACCUCAUUCAGUGGCGCGGAGAUGGGGAAGAUUCCAUUCUGGACAUCGGCUGUGGCAGUGGGGAUGUCCUGAUCGACUAUCUGCUACCUGUGCUACCUCAGAACUACUCUCGCGUGAUCGGAGCAGAUAUUUCCGAGCAAAUGGUGAGAUACGCCAGAGAUACUUAUGGCUAUCUGAAGGGUAUCUCCUUCGCCACCAUGGACAUUGGCGCCCUCGCGAUGACCAGUGAAAUAGAGCCUGUUCAUCAUAUCACAUCUUUCUACUGCCUCCACUGGGUGCAGAACCAGAAGGCCGCAGUGCAGAAUAUCUACAACCUCCUGACACCCGAUGGCGAUUGCUUGCUCACUUUCUUGGCUAAUAUGCCCAUAUUUGAGAUCUACGAGAAAAUGGCAAGAAGUAAGCGCUGGGCUUCAUACAUGACUGACGUCCACAAAUUCGUUUCUCCCUAUCAGCAUUCCAAAAAGCCCGCUGAGGAGUUUUGGAAUCUCAUGUACGCCGCGGGAUUCACAGAGAUUCGGAUAGAGUUGAAGGAUAAUUUCUUCGUUUAUGACGGAAUAGACAUCCUAAAAAAGUCUGUGAGAGCAAUUAAUCCCUUUCUGGAGAGAAUCCCUGCAGCCAUGCACGAGAGCUUUCUCAAUGACUAUGUAGGCUGGGUGGCGAGAAUGAGUCUUUUCGAAAGCAAUAACAAGAUUAUCACACCAUACAAACUGCUAGUGGCUUAUGGCAAAAAGUAGUGUCUUACACAUCAAUGAAUUGUAAUGGAAAUAUUCUAAAUAAAUUAGUAU